AUGGAUACAAAAAGGAGAAGGAAGGGAAGAAGAAUAAGAACAAAGAUGAGAAAGAUAACAAGAAAAAGAAAGAGAAAGAUAAAGGAGAGAAAAGAGAAGAAGGGCAAAAGUAAAGAUGACAAGAAAAAGGGAAAAGAUGAACCAAAGGAACAAAUCAAGGAGAAGAAGAACAAGGAUGAACACAAAGAGAAGAAGAGCAAGAACAAGGAGGGUGAAGUACAAGAAAAUCAUUCCAAAGAUGUCGAAGAUGAAAAAAAGAAUUCCAAAGUUGAGAAGGGAAAGGAUAAAAAAUCAGCAAAGUUGGAGAAGAAAGAAAAAGACAAGGAAGAUAAUAAGAGGAAAAAAUCUGAGGGGAAGGACAAGACCAAUGACCUUGUGAAACUUAAGCAGAAGCUUGAGAAGAUGGAUGCUAAAAUAUCAGCCUUCCAAGAGAAAAAGAAGAUAUCAUGA
This is a messenger RNA of Papaver somniferum (opium poppy), 450 nucleotides long. RefSeq names its product protein PXR1-like. The transcript has a single exon. The record is from RefSeq and is a predicted model, not a curated record. Lineage: Eukaryota; Viridiplantae; Streptophyta; Magnoliopsida; Ranunculales; Papaveraceae. Bases 1 to 450 code for a protein of 149 amino acids.